Molecule: messenger RNA, 2198 nt
Organism: Dermatophagoides pteronyssinus (European house dust mite)
Lineage: Eukaryota; Metazoa; Arthropoda; Arachnida; Sarcoptiformes; Pyroglyphidae
Product: neuroendocrine convertase 1-like
Biological process (GO): peptide hormone processing
Cellular component (GO): neuron projection; membrane
Molecular function (GO): serine-type endopeptidase activity
Source: RefSeq, a predicted model, not a curated record
UUGAUUGCUGCUCUUUUUUUCCCUGGUUGAAUUUCAUUUCUUAACGAUAAUGAUAAUGAUAAGUUGGCUGAAUUCGAUCAUUUGCCUGGUAGUAUUAUUAGCCAUUAAUCUGAAUGCAGUAGCUUCCGAAGAGAAUUAUCAAAAUAUUUGGGCAGUAAAAAUCGAUGGUGAUGUAUACAAGGCAAAAGAUGUGGCUCGUCGUAAUAAUUUUGAAUUGAUUCAAAAGUUGGAUGGAUUUGAUAAUAUUUACAUACUUCGUCGUAAAGAUUUACCCGAAAAUCAUCGUAUGAAACGACAAGCAAUUGAACAUGAUCAAAUAUUAAAAAAUGAUUCAUCAAUAAUUUGGUCCGAACAACAACGAUCAGCUAUACGUGUGAAAAGAACAAUUUUACCACCACCACCACCACCAGCAUCGAACAAAACAAAAAGAUCAUCUUCUUUUAAUGAUAAAUUACGUAAUCUAUGGGAUACAACACAACAAUUUAUGUUUUCAUUUGGAAUGAAUCAGAAUAAAGUUUUACAUCAAUUUAAUGAUGAAUUAUGGCCAUCACAAUGGCAUAUACAUUCAUCAGGAUUUUCAAGAUUUGAUCAUGGUAUAACUCGUGUUUGGGAUAUGGGUUUUACUGGUAAAGGUAUUGUUGUCAGUAUACUUGAUGAUGGAUUAGAAUGGAAUCAUUCCGAUUUACAAGCAAAUUAUGAUCAUAAUGCUAGUUAUGAUAUGAAUGAUGAUGAUCCGGAUCCAACACCACGAUAUGAUAUGUUCAAUUCGAAUUCACAUGGAACAAGAUGUGCUGGUGUUGUGUCGAUGAUACCGCAGAAUAAAAAAUGUGGUGUUGGUGCAGCAUAUCAUGCUCGUAUCGGUGGUAUUCGAUGUUUGGAUGGUGAUGUAUCCGAUAUUGUCGAAGCAAAUUCAUUAGCAUUUCGUAAUGAAUAUAUCGAUAUUUACAGUGCUAGUUGGGGACCAAGUGAUGACGGUAUGACAGUUGAUGGACCAAAAAUAUUAGCUCAAAUGGCACUUGAACGUGGUAUAACACAUGGUCGUAAAGGAAGAGGAAAUAUUUAUGUUUGGGCAUCCGGUAAUGGUGGUAGUCGUGGUGAUAAUUGUAAUUGUGAUGGAUAUGUUAGUUCAAUAUAUACAAUUUCAAUCAAUAGUGUUAGUGAAUCAGGUCGUUUUCCAUGGUAUGCUGAAAAAUGUUCAUCAACAUUAGCGGCUGCAUUUUCAAGCGGUGCAUUUAGUGAUAAAAAAAUCGCAACAACUGAUAUUCAUAAUACAUGUACAAGAGAACAUUCAGGAACAUCGGCUGCAGCACCAUUAGCAGCAGCAAUAUUAGCAUUAGUAUUGGAAGCAAAUCCUAAUCUAACAUGGCGUGAUAUACAACAUUUAAUUGUUUGUACAUCGGAAUUUAGUCCAUUGUUAGAUGAACGUGGAUGGCGUAAAAAUGGUGCAGGUUUCCUGUUCAAUAGUCGUUUUGGUUUUGGUCUUUUAAUGGCCGAAUCAUUAGUACGAAUGGCAACCAGAUGGGAUCCAGUACCUGAAAAAUAUAUCUGUGUAAUUCAACCGAAACAACUAUUUCAACAGCAAGUAUCAACAAAUGGUGAUAUAAUUCGAGUAUAUUUCCUGCUCCAACAAAAUCAACCGGAUUGUCCGAUUGAAUUUCUUGAACAUGUACAGAUAAAAAUAACAUUGGAAACAAGUAAACGUGGUAAUACCAGAAUGUUUAUGUUUUCACCACAAGAUACUUUAUCAGUAUUGAUGUAUCCACGAAUUAAAGAUAAUUCUAUGGAUGGUUUUCAUAAUUGGAAUCUUACAUCUGUUCAUUAUUGGGGUGAAAAACCUAUCGGUUUAUGGCGUCUUUACAUACAAAAUUCGCAAAAAGAUAAGAGCGUAUUACAAUUGAAUAAUGUUCAAUUAAUAUUACAUGGUGUACGACAACCGGGUGGAUGUUUCAAACAUCAUCCAUUUAGACGUUAUCUAAAUGAAGAUCUCAUUUCACAAGUAACACAGGCUCCUUUUGCCGAAUUCGAUGAAAAUUCACCACAACAAUUCGAUAAUUUUUUCGACAAUUACGAAUAAUUUAAUUAAUUGUUUGUUUGUUUAAACAUAACAAAGCUAUUUUGCAAUAUUAUUAUUAUAGUUAUUAUAUUUUGAAUUUGAAUACAAAUGAAAUCAUUCAUAAUUAUUUUAAUGAUAAUAAUUA